Molecule: messenger RNA, 3216 nt
Organism: Lethenteron reissneri (Far Eastern brook lamprey)
Lineage: Eukaryota; Metazoa; Chordata; Hyperoartia; Petromyzontiformes; Petromyzontidae
Gene: ARMH1
Product: armadillo like helical domain containing 1
Source: RefSeq, a predicted model, not a curated record
GCUUCAAACAUGCGGCCGCAAGCAGAAGACAGGAGGAAAGGUCACUAAUCAUGCAAGUGGCCGAGCCAGCCGGCGAGCGGGGCGGCAGUGGACCAGUCGCCAGGCCACGUGCGCCCGGCCGGACUAGGGGAAGUCUGGCUGCCUGGUUGGCACGCUGGGAUGGCGGAAAAGAAGUGGUGCGUGCCCGCCUACUCUCCUCCAUGCUCGAGGCUCACGCUGGAGAGAGCGUGGCCGAGUUGGAAGUGGCACUGGGUCCUGGGGGAGCGAGUCUGGUCCUGGCACGCCUUGGAGCCUGGCUCCGCGUCACAUACCUGUCACGAACGUGUCUUCUCUUGCAGCUACGGGUGCUGUCCUUGUUCCUGUGUGCCUCAGGGGGGCGGCAGCUUGUGUUGGAGUUUGCAGAGUGUGGGGGCACCUCGGCGCUGUUGGAGAUCAUUGCAAACUCCAGCAAGGGAGGCGAGGCAGAGUGUGCGGUCGCGCUGGAGAUCCUUCUGGCCACGUGCACCUCCACUGGCCGCAUGCUCAAGGAGCUGCUCUGCCAAAGCCACGGUGUGCGCAUUGUGGCGGAGUGCUUGGCGCGCAUGGAAGGUGAAGCAUCAAGAAAAGCCGCCCGCUUGCUGCUAGAGGCUCUGGCCUUUGGGAACCCCAAGUACCAAUGUCACGUGACAUACGCACUAAUUGCCCUGCUAUCCUGCCGAGCUGCACACGCAAAGCACGCCGCCCUACAAACCCUGCGCACUCUACAGCCCCUUGUGAAGAAUGCACAUCCAAUCUUGAUGAAGCCUCUUCUGCAAGUGCUGUCCUCACCACACCUGGACGUUCAAUACGAGGCUAUAGCGCUGAUUACGGAGCUGAUGGAGAGCCCUCUGCAUUCAAACCUGCUGUCUGGACUGUUGGCUUUGCUAAAGCCUGGCCCUCUUGAUCAAGACCAAUCUGCACCUGCAAUAUUGCAUGACCCAGCCACUCCGAGACUCCUUGAGCCGCUGCCAGUCUAUGUUCAACAAGCGGCGGCAGCCAAGGCAAUCAGUGCCCUGUGUGCAGCGUCUCAGCAGUGGGCCAGUGAACUUAUUGACCUGGAUGCAGCGCAUUACCUGCUGGUGGCCAUGGGGAACCAGCACUAUGUCCACAGCAGGUGGCAGGCCAUGAAGGCACUGAAGAUGUUGUUGCAGGUGUGUCCCGAGAUGGAAGACCCUGUCAAAACAUCCAUGGGAGAGGCUCUGUACGCAUCCUUUCUGCACAAUAUGGACACGCUCAGUGUGAAUAUGGACGCUGUGCAAGCGGAUAUCCUCUCAUCCAACAAGCUGCGAUCCCAACCGCUGGGCUCGUAGCCGUGCACCACUUUUAAAUGAAUUACUACUCCUAGAACCUGUUGCUCUGCAAUGGCAAAUGAGAGACGGCUGACGCGUCUCAUACCCUUCUCACUGUGACGACGUGAUAGAGAAUUUUCAUCCACCAACAUCGAGUUUGUCCGGGGGUACCGCUGGUUUUGCAUGUUUGUGAGAGUAAGAGUUGGGAUGUGUUUAAUAUGCUGAUGUUUUAUGUGGAUGAGACGGACGCGUUCACGAGCCGGAUUUGGUUUCAAAACACGCGUUCGUCAAACAGAAUCAUCCUCGAAUAAUACCCUAAACAGUUCAUCGCAGGCAAGACGACAUUGUUUUUAAAAUUAAAAUCAAGUUUAAUUUAAUGAAACAAUGACAGUAGAAAGUACAUUGCCCGACUUUAUAUCUUAAAACGAAAAAAACCUAGCAUCUUUUAAGGGUUAAAAUCGGUGAAUACAGAGAUGGCAGAAUGCGAAAAACAUCGGCGUGUGAAUGGGGGAAAACUCAACUUUGUUACAUUUCAGAUGUUGCUAUAAAUAUAAAACAAAAAGACAACUGAAGGCUUAUUAUUGGAAUACAUCUAAAAUAGUUUAAAUGUUAUUUAGUAGACACGCAAUUCUUACAAAUUCAUCAAACAUACUUAGAAACAAGGUGCCCCUGUGCUAAUUCCCAGUAAGCUGGCAGCAUUUCAGCCUAAUACACACUAUUUACAAUUUUAAUACAGUAGACUCUUGAUUAUACCCGCUAAUGACGGGGAGGACGACCACGGAUUAUUCACAAUCGCAGAUAAUCCAAACAUUUCUAUUUUAUGCGGAUCUAUGCCCAAAAACCACUCGUAUACAAUUGACCGAUCGAUGCGCGUGCUCAGUGAUAACACUUUGCUGCUCCUGCGCAGAAGCCACGCCAAUGAACAUCAAUCAAACUCUGCCCACUGUUGGAAAGAUAUGCAACUACUGUACUGUAGAGGCGAUCACGUGGAUAGUCGGAUUAACCGGAGCAACAUAUUUGUUCGGUUUAAGCACGCGACAUGUGAUAAACAUUUCCAAGAGUAACAAACCAUAACUUGUUUUUAGAUGAUUAAUUUGGGCUGAAGUGAAAAUUCACGAGUUACUAAUUUAUGUGCACGGUUAAGACGCAAAUCGGAAAAACCACACGGAUAAAUCGAGAGUCAACCUGUAGUUAAUGUUUGCAUAAAAUAUUUGCAUAAAUAUAAAAAACACCACUUUCCCAAAAAUAAAGACAGGUCAGCAUUUUGCUGAUGGUGUGAAGGCCACAAUGGAGAGGGAGUGCCUUUGGCCAACUCAAUGGGAAACCAGGCGCCAUGUCAAGUUACGCUCCAUCCACGUUUCUAGUACGAUACAAGCAUUGAACAUUAACAUUCGAAAAAUAGUCAUGUAAUCACGUAAAUGCUCUGUCUACAUCUGCACAGGACACGGGAACCUGGUUUCACACGAACACAUUUCCAAAUUAUGUUCACUAAAAUCUAAAAAAAAAUUAUAAUAUUUUCCUUUUAAUAGUGCACACUGCGGGAAGCAACCAGAUGCAUCACGUGCUACAGAGCAUGCUACAGAGCAUGUGAUGCAUGAGCAGCGAGCGAAUGAUGUACGCCCAGGGAUACUUUUUUUUUAAACAGUUGACAAGCGCAGCACCAAAGGGAUAAAAACGUUAAGCAGCCAACCACGAAUAGCGCUAUCUACGUUGUCGGUAAGAGUGAACACAUUUCCUGAACCGAGCAAGGGAAAGGUGACGGUGUUAGGGAAUUCCAGAGUGGGAACAGUGCGAGGGAAGAAACUGAAAGAAGUGUGACCUGCAGCGUGGCAGGAGAGUGGGUAGACGAAUGAUAAUCUUCUUGGUUCUUUCAGUAAAGUCACGUAGAAGGGAAAUAAUAAAAUUUUAA